CCGGUAUUAUUCUCUCUUCCCUCCUGCAAUUGCGAGUUGCGGUGCCUUUUUCUCUCAUCCACUUGCCACCACCGAUUUCCACUUCCUGCUAGCUGCAGCGGAAAAGAAGCACCAGAGCUAGCUGCGGGCAGGCAGGAAUAAGCUAGCUAGUGGAAUUCUCUAAGCAUGAGCCAUGAAAAGUGUGUCGACGAAGGUUGCAAGCGGUGUUCACGGAGGGGCUACUUUAAUCGCUCUUCUGCAGCUGUACUUAAACGUGGUCGCGGCCGAGCCAUAUGCUCUUUCCUAAUCACCUUCCUCGUCCUGGCCGGCAUCACCGCUCUCAUAUUAUGGUUGGUGUAUCGUCCCCACAAGCCAAAGUUCAGGGUGGUUAGUGCUGCAGUCUUUGAUCUCAACGCAACGGCUCCUCCCUUCUUGUCGGCCACCAUGCAGUUCACACUCACCACCAGGAACUCUAACCGGCGAGUCUCCUUUUUCUACGAUCAGCUUUCGGCUUUUGUCUCCUACAGAGACCAGGCCAUCACCCCUCCCGUGAUGCUGCCACCUUUGUAUCACGAGACGAAGAGCACGGUGAUUAUGUCCCCGGUGCUGGGUGGAGCUUCUGUUCCCGUUUCGCCGGAGGUGUCCAACGGCCUGGCCAUGGACGAGGCUUAUGGAGUGGUGGCUCUGAGAUUGGUACUGUUGGGAAAGCUGAGAUACAAGGCUGGUGCUAUCAGGACCGGUCGUUAUGGUAUAUACGUCGAGUGUGACAUGCUGGUCGGAGUGAGGAAAGGGUUUGUAGGUCAGGUGCCUUUGCUGCCAUCUCCCGGAUGUAAAGUAGAUACUUGAAAGAGAUCAUCACCAAAGCAGCUAUGGACAUCAUCUCAUCAUACCUCUUCAAGUGGCCCUCAUCAGCGAUGUAAACGUUUCCCCCGUUCAAGUUACUCACAAAACCAACGUCAGUCUACUGUUGCUACUUUUCACUUUUAAGGUCAUAUAACUCUUAAAAGUGUAUCCCAUAUAACUCUUAAAGUUACCCUAGAGGCUGUCCUGUGGGGUUUCUAUCCCACGUCCCUCUUGGGGGUUGGGGGAUUUGGUAGAUAAGUCUCCUGACGUCCUCACAAGUUGUCGGUUUUGAGGAUUGUUCGAGAAUUAGGUUUAUUUGCGAAAUUCUGUGGCUUCAUAAGAUGAUGAAAGAAAAAAAAAACUCUUAAAAG
Molecule: messenger RNA, 1193 nt
Organism: Coffea eugenioides
Lineage: Eukaryota; Viridiplantae; Streptophyta; Magnoliopsida; Gentianales; Rubiaceae
Product: NDR1/HIN1-like protein 12
Exons: 2
Coding region: 166-825 (219 amino acids)
Biological process (GO): defense response to other organism
Source: RefSeq, a predicted model, not a curated record